Molecule: messenger RNA, 2135 nt
Organism: Xylaria bambusicola
Lineage: Eukaryota; Fungi; Ascomycota; Sordariomycetes; Xylariales; Xylariaceae
Exons: 3
Coding region: 306-1727 (473 amino acids)
Source: RefSeq, a predicted model, not a curated record
GUCAGAAUCUGUAACCAAACUGUGCCCGCUUAUGCAUUUGUCGGCAUGGAGUCAUGUUGGAUCUUGGAGUCAUCGCAUAGCACAAACAUCAGUCAUAUGAGCUAUCCGGACGCACUAGCUUCCAUGUCUGGGCCACUCAGAGCUAGCUGAACUUGGCUCGUCCAGAGGGAUGCCAUUUAUAACAACACAACAACAGGCAACUUGCUGACCAAGAUAUCUCAUCCAUCUAGGUUAAGAACUUACAAACAACACCUCUUCAUCUUACAGCUCAUUCAGGACCGACUUCAAGGAAAGUCAGCGACGAGAUGGGAGGCCUUGCCUUUUCAUCAGGUCCCAAUGCACUCUCGACGCCGCGCAUGAGACCUGAAGUCUACCGAGCUGUGCGCGACCGUUGUCAAGCAAAGUUGCGGGAGCUGUUCCUGGCGGUUGCGACCCCCAUCGAGGGACCUGCUAAGGAUACGUUUGGGGAUAUUGAUAUGAUCGUUGCAUAUGAUAAGUAUAGAAUCUCCCCAGUCUCAGAGCCUGAUACUUCCACUGCAUCCGUCGAAGCGCAGAAAGAGGCAGUAUCCAGAGCUCUGGGUGCGAUCCGAUGCAAGACCGAAAACCCAAACACGAUGAGCAUGGCGAUCCCAUGGCCCAAGGACUUCCCAUGUGAGGAAACAGUGCCUGAGAGCAAUGGGCCGGUGUGUAUCCAGGUAGACACCCACUUUUGCAAGUCGCUCGACAAUUUCUACUGGAUGCUAUUCAGGCAUGCGCACGGCGUGAUUUGGAACAUAAUAGGGUCCACGAUCCGACCAUUAGGACUCACGGUCGAUGAAGUAGGCUUUCACAUCCGAAUACCCGAGCUUGAAGAAAUCAAUAAGAAGAAGGCCAAGGUCUUGCUCACUACCAACUCCGAAGAGGCACUAAAUUUUCUUGGCCUCAAGUUCGACGACAAGCAGUGGGAGGAGCCGUUCGCUUCCGACCAGGAUUUAUAUGAAUAUGUAGCCACAUGCCGCCUAUUCUGGGUCAAGCGGAAAGCUGCACGCGCGAGCUCUGACGAUAAAAAUGUUGUCGAUCUCGACAAUCUCGAAAUCAAAGAAGAUGACGAAGUAGCGGAUGAUAAACGCAUGCUCAAGGCCAACGAUCGACGACGAAUGGCUCAGCGCCCCCUCUUCAAGAAGUGGAUUGAAGAAUUCCUCCCAGCAUGUCGCGUAUCAGGACGCUAUCCCUCGACCUGCCCCACGCGCGACGAAGUCCGCGAGCAAGUAUUUGGAUUCUUUCCCGGCGUGCGCUCAAUCUACUACACCACUCUCGCGAAUUGGCUCGUUGAGCGACAACGGCAGACGCUCUGGAAGGCCGUGAUCAAGCCCGCAAUUCCCGAGGAUAUCGAAGUUAACAGGAGAGGCUGCUGCGCCGCAGCGCUGAAGAAGAUUAUACUGAACGACGACACCAGAUUUGACGGCAUAGCGGCACCUUCGAACCUGAAGGACUCUAAUGGCAUCUUCGACGAGGCGCUUGUCCGCGCUUGGGUUGAGAAGAUCUGGCCGGUGGUUUCUGACAUUGCCUGGAGGAUUAAUCAGGAGCGCAGCAUGGCUAGUCAAUUACACAAGGAGGCCGCAAAGCGCACUGGUUCCGGCGAGGAGAGACCCGCUAAAAGCGUCAAACUCGCCGAGGAUCAUGUGAUGAAUUCAGAGCAGAGAACGGAGGAGCGGAUAGAGCAAGAUGGGGCGGCGGCGGCUCAUUAGACGCUUCAGCUUGAGAUCGACUGUUCGCACCACACGUGCCUCCUAUGUACUAGUCGGUCUCUCGUCCCGGACUGGGCGUCCUCGUAGGCCAGUUUCAUGACUUACGACACUAAUCAUGGCUUUUAGCCGUUAGCCAUUAUGGCUGUAUGAUGACCGAUAACUUGACUUCUCUAUGCUAGCGGCACUUAUCCUGGGACGGCGCAUGAUGCUGAGUUUUAGUUGGAUUGGAAGUGCGUGGCGUUUCUGGAGUUAAACGGCGCGCGGGAGUCGCACUCUAGGAUAAGACGCGAUCAUAUCUACAUAGCUAGAUAGCUUUCAGAGGACAUUGUUAAUUAGUCUCGCCUUAAUACAAACGCGGCUUCAUGAUUUUCUUCCAUUUCCUUCUUUCUUUACCCUGGAGUUUGGAUU